This is a messenger RNA of Oppia nitens, 2112 nucleotides long. Its product is annotated as polypeptide N-acetylgalactosaminyltransferase 11-like. Bases 142 to 2061 code for a protein of 639 amino acids. The record is from RefSeq and is a predicted model, not a curated record. Gene Ontology annotation, cellular component: Golgi apparatus. NCBI's taxonomy places the organism in Eukaryota, Metazoa, Arthropoda, Arachnida, Sarcoptiformes, Oppiidae. The transcript is spliced from 9 exons. Gene Ontology annotation, biological process: regulation of Notch signaling pathway. Gene Ontology annotation, molecular function: Notch binding.
UUAAAUGAAUUGAUUUAUUGAUAUAAGUUAUGUCAAGACAUGACAACCAAAUUAUUGACACUUAUUGGUGACAAUUGUUUACAAAACAGUAAGACAUGAGAGUAUAAUCAAAGACAUGGAUUAUCACUUGAUUUGAAAGACAUGUUACGUUUGAAUUCAUUUUUCUUCGGUAUUAUAAUCACAUCCAUUGUCUGGCUUUUGAUUAUCUACUUCUAUGUCUUAAGAAAUGGUUUCAAUGAUAUCUCAAUUAACACGAAGAACCCAUUGAUGCCAAACUAUGUACAGAGACUUCCAGAAAGACAUCGUAUAAUAUCUCGACUGAAAUCACAGUUUAAUGACUUAAAUCAGUUAAAAAUCUUAAGAACCAAAGAAAUUAAGUCUAAUCUAAUAAACGAUAAUCCGGUCGACGAUGAGAUUGACCAUCAAUUAGAUAUCAAAUGGCAUAACACAGGUUUACAAUCGAUGGACAAUAGCAUGGAUUUGGUUGGUUUGGGUAUUAUUAACAACAAAGAAGACAAACGUAUCAAAGAUGUCGGCUAUAAGAAGCACGCCUUUAAUGUAUUGAUUAGUUCCAGAAUUGGUUUUCAUCGACCGAUUCCCGACACGAGAAACCCUUUGUGCCAAACAAGUCAACCGUAUAUUCCGUUAAGUGAUUUACCGAUCGCUUCGGUCAUUAUCUGCUUUUUCAAUGAAGAUUUUACGACUUUAUUGAGAACCGUUUACAGUGUUCUCGAGCGCACCGAUCAUAGAAUUCUUCAUGAGAUACUACUUGUCGAUGACUUUAGUGACGAUGCUUACAUUAAAGAUAAAUUAAGAGAUUUUGUGGAUAAAGAGUUACCUAAUAAAGUCAAACUAAUCCGAACUCCAGAAAGAGCUGGUCUUAUCAGAGCCCGUAUGUAUGGCGCGUAUCACAGCACCGGACAAACAAUGGUUUUUCUUGACAGUCAUUGCGAAGUGAAUACCGAUUGGUUGCCACCACUUCUAUCCCGUAUUCAUCAAAACAAGACAACAAUUGUUUGUCCAAUCAUUGACAUUAUAAAUGCCAACACUUUUGAAUAUACAGCCUCUCCUAUAGUAAAGGGAGGCUUUAAUUGGGGAUUGCAUUUUAAAUGGGAUUCAGUGCCGCACAAUAAACUUUUAGAGAAAAGCGAUUUUAUAAAACCAAUUCCGUCUCCAACAAUGGCUGGCGGACUGUUCGCCAUCGAUCGCAACUAUUUCUAUGAAAUGGGAGAAUAUGAUAGAGGAAUGGAUAUUUGGGGUGGAGAGAAUCUUGAAAUAUCUUUUAGGAUUUGGAUGUGUGGCGGAACACUUGAAAUAAUUCCCUGUUCUCGUGUGGGACACGUGUUUAGACAAAGGCGACCUUAUGGGUCACCUACUGGUGAGGACACCUUAACAUACAACUCCUUACGUGUGGCUCAUGUCUGGAUGGAUGAUUACAAAAAAUUCUUUUUUAUGCAAAGACCAGAUGCCAGUAACAAAUCUUAUGGUGAUAUUAGCAAUAGAUUUAAGUUAAGACAACGACUAAAUUGCAAGUCUUUUGAGUGGUACCUGAAUAAUGUAUACCCAGAGCUAAGGCUACCGUCACCUCAAGACAAUCUUAAAGAGAGAAAGAAAGCAAUUAAAGCAAAAUUAUCAAAGCAUGUAAAGGGAAAGUCGGCUCUAUUAAGGAAAACACCAAAAGUUGUCGAUAAGUACUUAAUUCAACUCUCGGGAACUAAUUUGUGCAUUGAAUCCGAAUCUGAAGUAUCAUACAAAGGGUCGAAAAUGUUGCUUCAAAAAUGUGCUAAAAUUCGUCGACAGUUAUGGUACGAAACAGUAAAACAUGACUUAAGAUUAGGACAAAAGUUAUGUUUAGAAGCGGACGACAAAAAUCCACAUUUAUCCAAAUGUCACGAAAUGGGUGGCACUCAGGACUGGAAACAUUCAACAAAAAAAAACACUGCAAUAUAUUCAAUAGCGGGCGGUAUGUGUUUGGGUGUCCGUCACGAGUCAAGUGGAGAAUAUGUGAUAAUGUCGUUAUGCAAUUCAGAUGAAAGCAAACAAUGGAAUCUUAUUUCUUAAAAUCAAUUAAAUCUAAUAUUUAUAUCGAUUUAUAAUUUUAUAUAUUUUACA